This is a messenger RNA of Pleurotus ostreatus (oyster mushroom), 966 nucleotides long. RefSeq lists its product as uncharacterized. Gene Ontology annotation, cellular component: lysosome. The record is from RefSeq and is a predicted model, not a curated record. Gene Ontology annotation, molecular function: thiolester hydrolase activity; palmitoyl hydrolase activity. NCBI's taxonomy places the organism in Eukaryota, Fungi, Basidiomycota, Agaricomycetes, Agaricales, Pleurotaceae. The coding region runs from base 1 to 966 and encodes 321 amino acids. The transcript has 5 exons.
AUGCUCUUACCGUUAGCUCUCUCGUUCUGUGCGCUUGCUGCAGCCUCACCGCUUGUCCAGAAGUAUAGGCCUCUAGUGCUAUGGCAUGGACUGGGUGACUCGCAUUCCUCCCCUGGAAUGCUUGAAUUCGCGUCGCUCAUCGGGGAAAUGUACCCCGGAAUAUUCAUACAUUCAAUAUACAUCGAACAGGACGCCGAUGCCGACCGAAAAGCUACUUUCUACGGGAACGUCAACUCCCAAGUGGACAUGGUGAAUGAGCAGCUGAAUGAUAUACCGGAGCUAAAGGACGGGUUUGACGCUAUCGGAUUCUCGCAAGGUGGACAGUUCCUUCGUGCGUACGUCGAGAGGUACAACGACCCCCCGUUACACAAUCUCAUCACAUUCGGGUCCCAACAUAUGGGUGUCUCCGAAGUAUCGGAAUGCCGCCGAUACGACUUCUUGUGCCAGAUCGCAAGGCGUGCCGUGAAGAAUGGCGUGUACUCCAAGUGGGCUCAAGGGAAUCUCGUCCAGGCACAAUACUUCCGCGACCCAAGCAACUUGGAGACCUUCCUCGAAGCCAAUCACUUCCUGACGUCAAUCAACAACGAGGUCGCCCCCAUCGAUGGCCGAAAUGAAACCUACGCACGCAAUCUCGCUAGUUUGGAGCACCUGGUCUUGGUCCUGUUUACGAAGGACGUGACAGUGAUACCGAAAGAGAGUGCUUGGUUUGGCUCAGCGGCCGAGCCUGACGAGUCUGAUGACUCCCUGACAGUGAUGCAGGAAAAGAUACUCGGUUCCACGACGAGUGGCGAAGAAACAACGAUCAUACCCAUGCGACGCCAGCCAUUAUAUCUUGAGGAUUGGAUUGGACUGCGAACGCUGGAUGAACAAGGCCGCGUCAUUCUAGAGACUUGCGAAGGCGAACAUAUGCAGAUCGGUGACUGUUGGAAGCCCCUCGUCAAGAAAUUUGUUGGGAGCCCGGCUUAG